AUGGCCAGCGCAGCAUCUUCAACCGACCGGCUCGGGGCACUCCCUAAGGAGGUCUUAGCAUGGAUCUUUGACUUCGUUCCAGAAGCGGAUAUGCCCAAUUUACGACUGGUGUGCAAAUACCUUGGCCAAUUUGCUGAGCUCCAUCUCUUCUCUGAGCUGUCUGUCGAGUCAACAAGGCGAAGAAUGCAAAACCUUCGCGAUCUCAGCAAGCGCCCGCACCUGGCUGUGUGUGUCUUGUCCGUCUACUGGCAAGCGGACCGCUUUGACCGACCUACAUUGGACCGAAGUGCGUGGGAGAAGCAACGAGAGGUCAAUCCGGCAUCACGUGAAUGGAAUUGGUCUCACGAGGCGCAAAAUAUCAUGAAAACAGACGACGGCGGGCUGACAACAGAGUAUCGGGACGCCUUUGAAAGACAAAUGAAGGUAUUCGAAGAGAAGUGCAGGGGUAAUCCUACGCCAACUGAAUGCGAUCGGGCGUAUGCUGUAUAUUGGGAGGAAAGUGAAGGCCAAUGGGAAAUGCAGAGGACGGGUUUUGAGCAGGAGUGUCUUGGAGAUCUCUUCAAAGCUUGCCGGACCUUGCGCAAGAUCACCAUUGCAAUUGCCCAUGGUAUCGAUGGCUUUCGCCGGCGUGCGAGGACGGCAUACCUUCCGACAAUGAUGCAGCCACGCGGUGACUUCCAUCCCCUCGAUCAAGGUGUAUACCAAGUUUCGGAAACCGCGAAAGCUCUCUACCGCCAAAGCCGACCUAUCAAGGAAUUACGGCUCAUUGACAUCUCGUAUCGUCUAAUGAUGUCUCCUACAGACGAUGCCAGCAUGAGAUACAUGAUGAGUGGCCUGGAGGAGCUCCGUAUAAUCUUCAGCUGCUAUGUUGACCCGAGCGCGGAAGCGGGAGAUGAUGAUGAGGUCUUCGAAGCAGCCAGAACGGAAAUGGAAGAUCAAGCAUUCGAUGAAAUCAGAACGGCCUACCAUAAUAACAAGCUCUCCGGCUGGUUAAGCGAAGCUCGAAGCCUACGAGUUCUGAAGUUGAGGAUGUAUCACCACGAUUUCGACGAUCGCUGCCCCACAAUCAAGAGCAUUCUGGGUUCCAGUACCUGGCCGGGUCUUGCUCAGCUUGCAUUACGCCAAUUCAGUGCUACUACAGACGAUCUGGUGGCCUUGCUCCUUCGUCACCAGAAGAGCCUUCAAUACGUCUAUCUGGCAGACAUCGACCUCACCACAGAUGGCUGGCUCGCGGUGUUUCUACGAAUCGCUGGAAAAAUGAAAAGUCUGGAAGCAUUUUAUCUAGAUGGAACGCUGAGUGAGGACGGCGAUGUAGUUUACGCAUUUCAGGACGCGAGAGACAGAUUCGAGCAAUAUGUGCUCGACCCCACCAACCGAGAUCCUCUAAAACCCACGGGACCUCCUGCUGAUCCGCCAUCCGACACUGGAGACAACAACGUGGACGACGAGGACGAUGGCCAUGACCAUAAUCACGAGGGCGAUGACCGUGAGGACGACGUACCCGACCCUCUUGAAAGGGGGUCGAAAUUCUUCGAUUGGUGGGAGACCACAUAUUACUACUAG
Lecanosticta acicola is the source of this 1563-nucleotide messenger RNA. Lineage: Eukaryota; Fungi; Ascomycota; Dothideomycetes; Mycosphaerellales; Mycosphaerellaceae. The record is from the annotation of a GenBank genome assembly.